Molecule: messenger RNA, 2417 nt
Organism: Eleginops maclovinus (Patagonian blennie)
Lineage: Eukaryota; Metazoa; Chordata; Actinopteri; Perciformes; Eleginopidae
Exons: 5
Coding region: 70-516 (148 amino acids)
Source: RefSeq, a predicted model, not a curated record
CUGUGUGUUCAUUCAGGUCUCAGUCGAUCAGCCAUCAGCUCUCCCUCUCUUUGUCUCUCUGUAUUGAUCAUGCUCAGUGUGAGUCUGCUGUUUGUCUAUCUGAGCGGAGCCUCCCUCAUCCUGCUGACUGCUGUUUCUGAGGCGCAGUAUUACGACUUAACCGCGACUCCGGACUACGAGGACUACAACGCCUCCUUCGAGUACAGCUUCUACAGUAACACCAGCAUUGAGGACCUGGACAAGUUCAGCGAGCGGUUCAUCGAUACAGGGGACGAGGAAGGGGAGGACACGGGGGGGCAGGAACAGGAUGUGACUGUAACCGCGGCAACUACCCCAGUAACCACGGAGCAGGGUUAUCAGGAACAGGAUGUGACCGUAACUGCGGCAACUAUCCGAGUAACCACGGAGCAGGGUUGGGUCAGAGGUCGUAACGCCGCUUCACUUCCUGUUUCUAUGGAAAUCAGAACGCUCGUCUGGACAGUGAUGAUCCUGAACAGCCUUCAACACACACUCUGAUGUCUGGACCUCAAAGACUUUCGACCUCUGCAGAGGAGCCAUGUUUCCUUCAGCCAAUCACAGCUCACAGACUCUUUUUAUUCUUAGAAAGCUUUCUUUCACUUUUCACUUUUAUUUGAACGUGUUUGAGACCAACAGGAGUGAGUGCUCUACAUGCUGAAACUUGUAUACAAAAAUGGCGGGUUAUAUUCAUAAAUAUGGUUUUAUAUAUGUAUAGAUAUUGGCGUUUAUCAAAGACUAAUCUACAUAGAGGCAAGAAAACGUUUUCUAAGUCGGAUUUAAAUCGUGUUUUUUCUUCUCAUGCUUAAUUGGCAACUGGAAUCUGAAGUGCAUCACUGCCCUUCAUGAUUUAUUCCAUUAAAAUAUAUAUUUAAUAUAUAUCUGAGGUUAGAUUUUUCCAUGCACCACUCAAACAUAUUGUGUGUUAGCAACAAGCUCUUGACAACAACCACAACCGCAGAAACUCUCCUGCCAUACAUUUUAUCACAGAUGAGGAAAAUGAUGCUCUUCAGUUCAACACAGGGGAAAGAAGUUUAGAUCCGAUUUAGGUAAUCCCAGGCUUGUUGAGCAAGAACAAAAUAACUUAAAUGAAGCUGGACACAAUAUGUAUUUAAAGAAAAUGAAGUAAACUUAAAUGUAGCUGAGUAAAGCACAGUAUUUUGCAUUAAAUAAUUAUUUUAAUUUAACUUCUUAUACUGCCAAGUCACCAUUACAUCUGCAGGACAGUUUGACCCUAAAUAGCUUCCAUACUUCCACCCCAGACAGGAAGUGAGCAAAUUUGAAUUGAAUUCAUGAAGAUAAACUUCUGACAGUGGAGGUUAUAAUAAAUAAUUUCAAUACAACAUGACAAAGUAUAAAAGAGAGAGAAUAACAUGUCUUCUUUCUUAUUUUUAAAAUGUCACCCCCUGAACUCUUCACGUUUAAGGUCUCAUUAUACUACUCCGUAGCUAUCCGUCAAUCCGACUCCAUGGUCACACAGAAGCUCAAGAACCUUUCGAAGUUCUCCGUGGGGAUGUCGGAUACGCAAUGCAAUUCACCGCCCGAUCAGCAGGCAUCGCUACGCAAGAUGACCUAAUCUCACGACGUCUAUCGUGAAAGUCGUGGAUUGUUUAUCUUCCGACUCCGUUCCACACAGUGAACAAUGGCCAGGCAUCUCUUUUAUAGCACUGGCGAUGUGUAAAAAGUCUACAGUUACAAUGACAGAAGAAACGGGCAAUUGUAUUUAUCACAUUCAAAAUGCAGACACAUUUAUCGUCAAUUAUCUCGUAUGUUGUUUGCAAAAUGAAUGAGUUGUCCCUCUCUGAUCACAGCCUACUGCUAGCGUGGAAGCUCACCUUCACAAUUUUAACAACCAGUUACCUUAUCGUGUACCGACCAAUCACAACCCUUGCGGUCUCCGCGAGUCUCCGUCUCUUCGACUAAUAGUUAGGAAUUUUGGACGGCGCACGCAAGGCUACGGUGAGUGUCUCCGGGAGGGUUUCCGACAACGGAGAGGGCUCUCCGUGGCUCUCCGUAGCCUUUGAUGGACGACCAUAAAUUAGCCUUUAGUCAGUCAAACAUUUUGUCAAACGUUGCUCUUUGAAGACAGACAGCAGUUCAGCUCCACGUGUUUAUCUGUUGCAGGUUGUUCUGAACAAUGAAAUAAUGAGUUUAAAUAAACCACGUUAAAGUCCAAACUGUCCUGUCCAAUGAGAAGUCUGAGGAGUUCUUCAUGCAGAUUAGAUGCCCUGUUGUCCUUUAGAGGACGUUUCUCAGCAGGAAGGCAAUAUUAGAGAAAUAGGAUUUAAAUCUUUAAUGAUUUUCAUUGAAACAUGUUGGUCCAAAGUGUUCCAGAACAAUCUACAACAAAGCUUUUUGUAUGUCUAACUUUCUAUGUUCACAAUAAAAUGUUUGAAAAGUUA